Molecule: messenger RNA, 327 nt
Organism: Oikopleura dioica
Lineage: Eukaryota; Metazoa; Chordata; Appendicularia; Copelata; Oikopleuridae
Source: the annotation of a GenBank genome assembly
AUGGCGAAAAUCCGCCUCCUCAAAGAAUAUUACAUCGUUGGGACUUUGGAGAAAAUUGAAGAAAGUUUGCGACUUCUGGAGCACACGCUGCCGCAGUUUUUUAGCGGCGUUUUGGGUGUCUUUAGAGAACAAGACGUGCAAGAAGUCAUCAACUCGACUCGAACGCUAGAAAAGCCGCAGCUGUCGCAACACUUGCGCCAGGAAUUGGCGAUGGAUUCGCUGCGCUACGAAAUGGAGCUGUUCGCGUUCAUCCAGUCUGUCUUGUAUAAAAAGUACACGUCGUUUGGCUUCCACCCCGAAGACUGGGAUCCCAAGUUCCUGUUCUAG